This is a messenger RNA of Mesorhabditis belari, 543 nucleotides long. NCBI's taxonomy places the organism in Eukaryota, Metazoa, Nematoda, Chromadorea, Rhabditida, Rhabditidae. The record is from the annotation of a GenBank genome assembly.
AUGGAGUAUUUGAGCAGCAUUCCGUGUAUUCACCGGAGACCCAGCUGCUCGGAACAUUCUCCUCACGAAAAGCAAUAUUUAUACACGCUUCUAUGCGGAAGUCGUUGGGAGCUUGAUCCAAAAGAUCGGCAUCUCUUUGCGUACUGCUUCGAACAGCUGAAAUUAUCACUUACACCGAGCUUCUCCGAGUCACGUGGAAGAAUUGGAAAUAAGCUCGUUCAGGAAAGUGCCUUGCUUAACUCGUAUGAUGGGUGGAGAUUAGAUGUGCUAGCGGAGAGUCAGGUUCCCUAUGCUAUCAUGAAGGGAAAGGCUGUUCUUGGACGUAUUGUGCGCAGAAAGACCACCUCCUCAAUCGCCAUCGUUGAUGUUAAGCCAGAGGACAAAGCCACGCUUGCCAAGAUCACCGAGGCUGUCUCCAACAACUUCAACGAUCGAGCGGACGAGAUCCGUCGCCAUUGGGGAGGCCACACGAUGUCUGAUCGAUCACAGGCCAAGGUCGCCAAGUUGGAACGCGCCAAAGCCAAGGAAGUUGCACAGAAGGCC